Molecule: messenger RNA, 1609 nt
Organism: Manis javanica (Malayan pangolin)
Lineage: Eukaryota; Metazoa; Chordata; Mammalia; Pholidota; Manidae
Gene: JUND
Product: JunD proto-oncogene, AP-1 transcription factor subunit
Biological process (GO): regulation of cell population proliferation; regulation of transcription by RNA polymerase II; regulation of cell cycle
Cellular component (GO): transcription regulator complex
Molecular function (GO): DNA-binding transcription factor activity, RNA polymerase II-specific; RNA polymerase II cis-regulatory region sequence-specific DNA binding; transcription factor binding
Source: RefSeq, a predicted model, not a curated record
UCGCAGCCCAGGAACCGCCGCUAGCGGAGGGUCGGGUGCAGCGGGUUGGGGUGGGCGCAAGGCCGAGCGAACGGGGGGUCGCGGGCCCCCCGGGCGGCCGCGGCCACUCCUCCCCCUCCCCCUGGGCCGGCGCGGUGGGGGAGGCGGAGGAUGGAAACACCCUUCUACGGCGAUGAGGCGCUGAGCGGCCUGGGCGGCGGCGGCAGUGGCACUGGCGGCGGUGGUAGCUUCGCAUCCCCGGGUCGCCUGUUUCCCGGGGCGCCCCCGACGGCGGCCGCCGGCAACAUGAUGAAGAAGGACGCACUGACGCUGAGCCUGAGCGAGCAGGUGGCAGCAGCGCUCAAGCCUACGGCCGCGCCGCCCCCGGGCCCCCUGCGCACCGACGGCGCCCCGGGUGCGGCGCCCCCCGAUGGCCUGCUCGCCUCGCCGGACCUAGGGCUGCUCAAGCUCGCCUCGCCAGAACUCGAGCGCCUCAUCAUCCAGUCCAACGGGCUGGUCACCACCACGCCGACGAGCACGCAGUUCCUCUACCCAAAGGUGGCGGCUAGUGAGGAGCAGGAGUUUGCCGAGGGCUUCGUUAAGGCCCUGGAGGACUUGCACAAGCAAAACCAGCUGGGCGCGGGCGCGGCCUCCGCCGCUGCCGCCGCCGCCGCGGGACCUUCCGGCACGGCUGCGGGCACCGCGCCUCCAGGCGAGCUGGCCCCGGCGGCAGUCACGCCUGAGGCGCCCGUCUAUGCUAACCUGAGCAGCUACGCCGGCGGCACCGGGGGUGCGGGGGGCUCUGCGACGGUCGCCUUCGCCGCGGAGCCGGUGCCCUUCCCGCCACCGCCUCCAGGCGCGCUAGGGCCGCCGCGCCUAUCCGCGCUUAAGGAUGAACCACAGACGGUGCCCGACGUGCCGAGCUUCGGCGAGAGCCCGCCGCUGUCGCCCAUCGACAUGGACACACAGGAGCGUAUUAAGGCGGAACGCAAGCGGCUGCGCAACCGCAUCGCUGCCUCCAAGUGCCGCAAGCGCAAGCUGGAGCGCAUCUCGCGCCUCGAGGAGAAAGUGAAGACGCUCAAAAGCCAGAACACGGAGCUGGCGUCCACCGCGAGCCUCCUGCGCGAGCAGGUGGCGCAGCUCAAGCAGAAGGUCCUCAGCCACGUCAACAGUGGCUGCCAGCUGCUGCCCCAGCACCAGGUGCCCGCGUACUGAGCCCGCCCGAGGGGCGCAUGCGCGGCCCCCCUCUCCGAGGGGCGGGCUCGCGCGUGUGUAUGUGGGGAUGGGUGGGGGCGCCUGGGACUCGGCCAGGGGGCGGCCCCGGGGGCCCCCCCGUCUCCUGCAAGGGUACCAGGAUUUGGAGAGCGCAACCCCUGAGGAACCACCCCUCGCCGAGGGUGCCCUGGACUCGAAGAGGGCGCCUCAGGCUCGACAAGCUGGACCCCCUGCUGCCGGGGGCCGAGCGCAUGACUCCCCCACCCUCGCGCUGCCUCUGUCCCCCGCGCGCGGCCACCCAGUGUUGCACAAACCCCUGCGCCCCGGCCGCCCCUUUUGUACACACCGCCGCCGAAGUGGGCUCCUAGGGGACGCAGCCUCAAGCCCUGCGUUUCUUUUUACCUUUUUUUUUUUU